CUGACAGCUCACAGAGAAGUACGUUGCCCUGAUAAACUUCGGUUUCACUUUUGCAGCCAUGUCAGUGUUGUUUGUGGCACCAAAACGAGAUGUUUGGUCGAUAGCCCGUCUGAAUUUAAGCACCUGGAAACCCCGCCGUCGCUCCUCAUCCGCCUGAGUGCCAAGCAGGAGAGCAGCUUGGUGAAAGAGGAUGGAUGGAGUCCGCUGGAGCACCACGAGGGCCCAGGAGUCUUUCAGCCGCUCCAAAACGGCAGCAGACACCCUGUCCAGGCUUGCCAGCUUCAUUGCACGGGCAGACACAAAGCACACCCAAAACCAAAGGCAGCAGCCAUCCCACUUACCCACAUUUGUUUGUAAAGAAUGUGGUAAGGCCUUCCCUUACACCACAGACCUGUUGCAUCACCAGGAACUUAAACACACAUUACCCAAGCCGCACCGCUGUCCCUCCUGUGGGCAGGAGUUCUCCCUGAGGUCGUCUUUGGAGCUACAUAAGUGCAAUCAUGAUUCUUCCCUGUGUGAGCGUUGUCACGGAGAGUCACGGCUGGGUUCUCCAUGUUCUGCAUGUAAGACGCGCAGCUCAGAUCCUGGCAGGCUGCGGGACAAGUCACCUCAUCGCCAGCCUCACCUCCCAGAUAGCAGCCCUUACGCUUGUGCCCCAUGUGGGAGAGGCUUCAGCCAGAAGCAGGCUCUGCUGCACCAUCAGCAAGCUGGUUGUAGCGAACCGCCGUCCCCAUCAGAUGUAGUCGAUGCAAGUAGCCUUCCAGACGAUUCUCCACCUGUUUCUGAGGGAGACUCGACCUGCUCUGAUUCUUCAGACACCCCCGGGCCCAGCAGCAGAGCUGUCAAUGCGUGCCAAUUCUGUUCAAAAACGUUUCGCACAGAGGUCGGAUUGCAACGCCAUGAAGAGAGCAGCCAUGCAGAGGAGCAGCAGACGGCUCCACACAGACAAAGGACCAAAGGAGAAGGUGCUGUAAGGAGAAGAGAGACUACCAGUGUGAAUGGAGAUCUAAUUAAAAUGCCAAAAUCCCAAAGGAAGCUUCUGAGCUGUCGCUCUUGCGACAUGGUUUUCAGGAGCACCUCAAAGCUGUACAUGCACCGAAAAGAGAAGCACAGCAGAGAGAAAAUCAUCAUGAGAGAACCAAGGCAGGUCAUCAAGAAGCGCAGGAGAGGAGGCAUCUAUCCGUGUCAGAUCUGCGGCAAAGUCUUCGUCCAUCAUUUGUCACUUCGGGCUCAUUACAGACAGCAUUCAGCCUCAAGCUUCACCACAUUUAAAAACAAAGUCCAGCCUGUAGGAUGCACCACCAAAAAGUUAGCUGAAAAUGGACCAAAUCAAGUAAAAACCAAUACAGCGGGAAAUCCGACUGUUAAGGCUGGUCCAGGGAGGCCCAGGAAAGUGGCUAGAAUAGAGAACAAGGUAACUGAUCCGGAAAGAGCAGAGAGGUCUCAGAAAGAAGAGGAGGAGAGAGAGUUUCCCUGUCCUUCCUGUGCAGAGGUGUUUUCUGUGCAGUCACAGCUGAGGGAGCACGUGGAGCUCCACCAGGCCUCGGUGAAGAGGAGGCAGUGCAGCGUGUGCACCAACGAGAUGGACACCUGUAAGUGGCCUGGCUCCAAGCGGCACCGGCUGUACCACUGCGUGCCUUGCCAGCAGGGUUUCUCAGCACUGGACUCUUUCCUAGAACACUGUCAGGAGCACCUGCGAGUGCGUGUGGAGCAGGACAGCAUCACAGAGAGCUACACACAUCAGGCCAGCAAGGCCUGACGCCCAGUUUGAAUGUCAGCAGAGAUUUGCCUUUUUGCCUUGGAAGGGUCAGAGAGCGGAGUAAUGAAGUCUUGAUUGAGCAUUCAGAAUAUUUGUUUCUGUACCUAUACUGAUGGUUUAAUUUGACACAUACCAUAAUAUCCAGGUAUAAAUGAAUAGUUCAGAGUUUUUUUUAAGUGGGGUUGUUUAGGGUAUUUAUUCACAGUCGGUCUGGGACGUACUAGAUUGGAGAAGCAGACUGAAGUCCAAACACAGAAGCUAAGCAAUGUACUGCUGUGGAGGGCGUUCAGCAACAAAACUUAUUUUAACUCUUUGUAACCUGGAUGGACAUUGGUUUUUCUUGGGCAAGUAUUUAAACCUUUGAAACAUGAGCAAAAAGGUUUAAAUUUCUUCAAAAACA
Molecule: messenger RNA, 2159 nt
Organism: Plectropomus leopardus (leopard coralgrouper)
Lineage: Eukaryota; Metazoa; Chordata; Actinopteri; Perciformes; Serranidae
Source: RefSeq, a predicted model, not a curated record